AUGUACGGCGGACGCAAGGGCAUCCAGAUGAGCAACAUCCUCGGCGACCCCUUCGCCCUGGCCACGUUGUCCAUUGCCAUGCUUGCCUGGUGCAUCACCUUUGUUGCCUGCAUUAUCGGACGGAUACAACAAACUAACGACUCGCCUUUUCCGACAUUCGCCUGGUGGGGAUGCAUCUACAGUCUGUGCCUGAUCGUCGGAGUAUUUGUCGUUAUUGGAAGCGACUCUGUCCAUACCUACCAUGUCGCUGUCACCGGUUAUCUCGCUGCGGGAAUUGUCCUGGUCUCUUCGGGCGUGAACCUGCUACUGUACUCUGAUAGCGGUGCGCGCGAGGCUGCCUCGGCCGGCUUCAUCCUGCUGGCCAUGGUCAUCGUUAUCUGGACCUUUUACUUCGGAUCCAACCCUUCAUCAACUCCCCGAGCCUUCCUCGACUCGUUCGCCCUUGCCAAGGAGUCGACCACAAUUCACCGAUCCACGAUGAACGGCUACGGUGGUGGCGGCCGCCCCGAGACAUCCAACUCUGUCCAGCCUCCCCAGAUGUACACUUCUGCCCAGCUCAACGGCUUCGAGAACCCCUCCCCCGUCGGUGGCGUCUCCCAAGUUGGAGGCCGCGGCUCCGCAGUCCCUCAGAGCUUCACCAACUCGGUCAUGCAACCCAAGGCGACAAACUCACCCGGAGCCGACGCCGAGGUUGUACCACCCACCGAGUACCCCUACCGGGCAAAGGCCAUCUACAGCUACGAGGCCAACCCCGACGACGCCAACGAGAUCUCCUUCUCCAAGCACGAAAUCCUCGAAGUCUCAGACGUCAGUGGACGGUGGUGGCAAGCGCGCAAGGAGAAUGGCGAGACGGGUAUUGCACCCAGCAACUACCUCAUCCUGUUAUGA
This is a messenger RNA of Fusarium vanettenii 77-13-4, 888 nucleotides long. RefSeq lists its product as uncharacterized. The record is from RefSeq and is a predicted model, not a curated record. The transcript has 3 exons. Bases 1 to 888 code for a protein of 295 amino acids. Gene Ontology annotation, molecular function: protein binding. Lineage: Eukaryota; Fungi; Ascomycota; Sordariomycetes; Hypocreales; Nectriaceae.